Kalmanozyma brasiliensis GHG001 is the source of this 2832-nucleotide messenger RNA. RefSeq names its product Coatomer, gamma subunit, appendage, Ig-like subdomain protein. The coding region runs from base 1 to 2832 and encodes 943 amino acids. Gene Ontology annotation, cellular component: endoplasmic reticulum-Golgi intermediate compartment; COPI vesicle coat; Golgi membrane. NCBI's taxonomy places the organism in Eukaryota, Fungi, Basidiomycota, Ustilaginomycetes, Ustilaginales. Gene Ontology annotation, biological process: intracellular protein transport; endoplasmic reticulum to Golgi vesicle-mediated transport; protein secretion. Gene Ontology annotation, molecular function: structural molecule activity. The record is from RefSeq and is a predicted model, not a curated record. The transcript has a single exon.
AUGUCGUUCAAAAAGGACGAAGAGGUCGGGGCCACCGGCUUCUACCAGGACAAGACCUCGGUCAUUCAGGAGGCUCGUGUCUUCAACGAGACGCCCAUCAGUCCUCGAAAAUGCCGCAUCCUUCUCACAAAAGUCAUCUAUCUCCUCUACAUGGGCGAGUCCUUCAGCCGACAGGAGGCUACCACCCUCUUCUUUGGUGCGACCAAGCUCUUCCAGCACAAGGAUCCCGCCCUCCGACAGAUGGUCUACCUCGCCAUCAAGGAGCUCUCUCCCUUCUCCGACGACAUCAUCAUGGUCACUGCUUCUAUCAUGAAGGACAUGCAGCCCAAUGUCGAGGUCAUCUACCGUCCCAACGCCAUUCGUGGUCUCAGCCGCGUUGUGGACCCUUCCAUGGUGCAGGGUCUCGAGCGCUUCUUCAAGUCGGCCAUCGUCGACAAGAACACCUCCAUCAGCUCGGCCGCCCUCGUCUCCGCCUACCAGCUUCAGAUCGCUGCUCGGGAUGUCGUUCGCCGAUGGGGCAAUGAGGCACAGGAAGCCAUCAACUCCAAGAGCUCUUCCGGUGGAGGCUACUCCAGCGGCUUUGCUGGCGCUGGCAGCUACCUCGGCUUUGGUUCGUCCCAAACGCAAGCGCAGAGCACCUAUCAGGCCGUUGCAAGCAGCAGCUACAUAACUCAGUACCACGCUCUCGGCUUGCUUUACCUCAUCCGACAGGGCGACCGUAUGGCCAUCACCAAGCUCGUUCAGCAGCUCGGCGGUGGUCGCGGUGGUGCAUCGAGCGGUCAAGGCAGCGUGCUCCGCAGCCCUUACGCCAUCUGCAUGCUCGUCCGAUAUGCUGCCAAGGUGGCAGAAGAGGAUCCCAACCUUCGUGCUCCCAUGAUGGAGCUCCUCGAAGGCUGGCUGCGCCACAAGAGCGACAUGGUCAACUACGAGGCGGCUCGUGUCAUUUGCGAGAUGAGGAACGUCUCCACCACCGACCUGUACAGACCCAUUGCCGUCCUCCAGCUUUUCCUCUCCUCGCCCAAGGCCACGCUCAAGUUUGCUGCCAUCCGAACGCUCGCCAAGCUCGCCCAGACCCAGCCAGCCGCCGUUCAGACCUGCAACGUCGACAUGGAGAACCUCAUCACCGACACCAACAGGAGCAUCGCCACCUACGCCAUCACCACGCUGCUCAAGACCGGUAACGAAGCCUCCGUCGACCGUCUGAUGAAGCAGAUCAGCGGAUUCAUGUCCGAGAUCAGCGACGAGUUCAAGGUUAUCGUCGUCGAUGCCAUUCGCAGCCUCUGCCUCAAAUUCCCUUCCAAGCAGACCACCAUGCUCACCUUCCUCGCUGGUGUCUUGCGUGACGAGGGUGGCUUCGAGUACAAGCGUGCCGUCGUCGAAGCCAUCUUUGACAUGAUUAAGUUUAUCGGCGAAUGCAAGGAGACCGCCCUCGCCCACCUCUGCGAGUUCAUCGAGGACUGCGAAUUCACUAAGCUCAGCGUCCGCAUCUUGCACUUGCUCGGUGUCGAGGGUCCCAAGAUGCCGCAGCCUCACAAGUACAUCCGCUACAUCUACAACCGUGUCAUUCUCGAGAACGCCAUCGUCCGCGCGGCUGCCGUCAGCUCGCUCGCUAAGUUCGGAAUCGCCGAUAAGUCGCUCAACACGCGCAUCAAGGUGCUGCUCGAGCGAUGCCUCGAUGAUGUCGACGACGAGGUGCGCGACCGUGCCGCCAUGUACCUGCGCGUGCUGCGCGAGUCGAGGCUGGCCGCCAAGGUGGUCAACGACGAGUCGAGCUACAAGCUCACAGCGCUCGAGUCGGCUCUUCAGUCUUACAUCUCGGACCCUUCCUCGUCUACGAGCGGCUUCGACAUUGCCAAGGUGCCGCGUGUUACUCGCGAAGAGGCACGACAGGAAGCGCUUCGAGCCAAGACCGAAGCCACUGCUAGCGUCGCCAUGGCCGCCGACAGCUCCAAGAGUGUCCACGCCGCCUCCAACAACGGCGCGUCCACAUCCAAGGCGGCUACCGCGGCGGAUUCCGAGACGCUGUACGCCAAGCAGCUGGCCGAGGUGCCGCAGUUUGCCGACUACGGUCCGGUGCUCAAGAGCUCCUCCAAGCCAGUGGAGCUGACCGAGUCCGAGACCGAGUACGUCGUCAGUGCGGUCAAGCAUGUCUUUGCCGAGCACAUCGUCAUUCAAUACAACGUCACCAACACGUUGCCAGAUACGGUGCUGGAGAACGUAGCUGUGGUGGUGGGUGGUGCGGCCGAGGCGGGGCUGCAGGAAGACUUUAUCGUCACGGUUCCUGCGCUGUCUGCGCAGAGUCCGAGCGGUCAAGUGUACGUCUCGUUCACACGCGAGGGUGGAGCUACGGACUAUGCGAUGGGUACAUUGUCCAACACGCUGCGCUUUGUGUCGAAGGAAGUCGAUCCUUCCUCGGGCGAACCCGAGGAGGAAGGGUACGACGACGAGUACCAGACCGAAGAGCUCGAGCUGGGUGUCGCGGACUACAUCAAGCCCGUCUACGCCAAUUUCGGGAAGGAGUGGGACAAGCUUGCAUCCGCACCUACGGCGACGGAGACCUUUGCGCUCACGGCGCUCGACGGGCUCAAGACGGCGUGCGAUACGCUGAUCGAGCUGCUAGGCAUGAUGCCUCUGGGCGGCACCGAGGCGCCGUCCAGCACGAGCGUGCAUACGUUGAAUCUGUCCGGUGCCGUGGCGGGUGUAGGUAAGAACGUCAAGGCGCUGACGAGGUGUAGGAUGACCUUUGCGGCAGGGCAGGGCGUGACCAUGGAGCUGUCCGUCCGAGCCGAGUCGGACGAGGCUUGCCAGUUGGUCAUGAGCGCCAUUGCCUAG